UCAGAGUUUUCACUGAACAAGAGAAGAAAAUGUUUCACACGCUUGUUUUGCUCUGUUUGUGUUGUCUGGUUGGUGUGUUUGGAUCUGAAACAAAUGAAACACAGUCAGUGCCAGUGAUGGAGGGAGAUUCUGUCACUUUAUACAUUGAUGCUGCUGAAAUACAGAAAGGAGACAAUAUACUGUGGAAAUAUGGAGCUGAAAAGCAGAUUAUAGCUGAAAUCAGUAGAAAUUAUGGAUUGUUCAUUACAUAUGAUGGUCCUGAUGGGAGAUUCAGAGACAGACUGAAGCUGGACAAUCAAACUGGAUCUCUGACCAUCACAAACAUCACAACUGAACAUGAUGGAGUUUAUCAACUAGAGAUAAGUGGAGUGGAACUGACAACAAAAACAUUCAGUGUUUCUGUCUAUGCUCGUCUGCCUGUUCCUGUCAUCAGCAGUAACUCUUCACAAUGUUCUUCAUCAUAUGACCUACCUUUAUUGCACAUAGUGCUGAUCUUUGCUGCUGCCUCUGGUUUUCUCUUGAUUCUAGCUGCUGUCAUUGGGAUCUUCUGCAUCUGCAGGAAACAAAGAAAAACAGUCCAGAGACCGAAGGAAGACAGAACUGAUUCAGCGAUGCGUAAACCAAAAACACGACAAAAGAUGCCUUCUGGACCUCGUGUUUCUGCCUGGGUGAUGCCCACUCAGAAGCAGUGCAGCAUGAGUCCAUCUGCCCUUCUUAACAGUGGUGGACCUUAG
Megalobrama amblycephala (Wuchang bream) is the source of this 734-nucleotide messenger RNA. RefSeq lists its product as uncharacterized. Lineage: Eukaryota; Metazoa; Chordata; Actinopteri; Cypriniformes; Xenocyprididae. The transcript has 6 exons. The record is from RefSeq and is a predicted model, not a curated record. The coding region runs from base 30 to 734 and encodes 234 amino acids.